Molecule: messenger RNA, 1221 nt
Organism: Tripterygium wilfordii
Lineage: Eukaryota; Viridiplantae; Streptophyta; Magnoliopsida; Celastrales; Celastraceae
Exons: 3
Coding region: 1-1221 (406 amino acids)
Source: RefSeq, a predicted model, not a curated record
AUGGCCGACUAUCACACUUCAUCAAGCGACUCGGAUGCCGAAGAUCUUCUUUCUGUACUUAUUCUACUUGAUAUUGCUGAGGAAGAGGAGCAAUGUGUUAGUAGAAAUCCUAUCCGGACUUCAUCAUUACGUGGUCGUGAGUAUGUAUUUGAACUCCUAAAUGGAUCAUCUACUGUGUGCUUCGAACUAUUUCGAUUGAAUAAGGUUUCUUUCAUUCAAUUAUGUGAGGAGCUAAGAUCACGUAAUCUUUUGGACGACUCGAGGACUGUGUAUCUCGAAGAAAAGGUGGCCAUAUUCCUAUACAUAAUUGGGCACAAUAUUCGUCAUCGAGUUGCGAGUGAUAGAUUCCAACAUUCAACGGAGACUAUUUCACGUCAUUUUCGGAAGACUUUAAAGGCCGUAUGUAGAUACGGUAAGGAACUCAUAAAACAAGGGUCAACUGAACUACCAGACCAAUACAAGCAAAAUUCAAAAUAUUAUCCGUGGUUCGAGAGUUGCAUUGGAGCCAUUGAUGGUACACAUAUAAGUGCAUGGGCUCCCGCUGAAAAAUUAACUGCUUGUAGAGGAAGGAAAUCAAUUGUAACAUCGAAUGUCAUGUGUGCCUGUGAUUUUAAUAUGAUGUUCACAUUCGUUUAUACGGGCUGGGAAGGCACUGCAAAUGACUCAAGGGUAUUUCUAGAUGCAAUAUCAAGACCAGAGAAUCAUUUCCCACAUCCUGUUGGAAACCAAUAUUAUCUUGUUGAUUCUGGAUACCCUUGCAUUGCCGGAUAUUUACCGCCUUUUAGAGGGGGUCGAUAUCAUAUAAGUGAGUACCAUGGUCGAGGUAGAGGACCACGUACACGCAAAGAGUUGUUCAACUAUCGGCACUCGUCAAUGAGGAUGGUGAUUGAAAGAUGUUUUGGAGUUUUAAAGGCACGCUUCCCAAUAUUGAAAUUGAUGCCCCCCUACCCGCCAACUCGACAAAGACUUAUAGUAGUUGCUUGCUGUGCAAUUCAUAAUUUCCUUCGUCAACGAACACAACAAGAUCAUUUGUUUAAUACAUGGGAAAAUAUGGAUCCUUCAUAUAUGCAACCGUCAACUUCAACAGGGGCAAGCUCAAGCGGUGCAAGCUCGAGCAACAAUAUUGCGAAUGAUCAAGGAGCUGCUAUCAUGUCCCAAUAUCGUGAACACAUAUCUAAUAUGAUGUGGAUCGAUCAUUGUAAUACAUCAAAUGAUGAAUAA